Plectropomus leopardus (leopard coralgrouper) is the source of this 1154-nucleotide messenger RNA. It is a transcript of the gene chchd1, whose product is annotated as coiled-coil-helix-coiled-coil-helix domain containing 1. NCBI's taxonomy places the organism in Eukaryota, Metazoa, Chordata, Actinopteri, Perciformes, Serranidae. The record is from RefSeq and is a predicted model, not a curated record. Gene Ontology annotation, biological process: mitochondrial translation. Gene Ontology annotation, molecular function: RNA binding. Gene Ontology annotation, cellular component: nucleoplasm; mitochondrial ribosome; mitochondrion.
AUUUCAUUUUACGGCUCAAUAUGGCGUCCCACUGGUGAGCCGAGUGACGGAGUGGGAAAGUUUAGUGACAUUAAAGUGAAAAUUGUUCGCUGUUUUCGUCAGUUUUCCGUGUCAGAGAGGUCCACACAGCAGCUGCCCGUCAGCUCUCACACAGUGAGCGGUCAGGGAGCAGCAGUGAGCGGGAGGGAGGUGAAGGAAAUGGCGGCGCAGGGAGGCAUCGCGUUCCAGGAGAAGGUCAGCAGGCUGCUGUGCAAACGCGAGGGGAAGAGACCCGUCCUCAAACCCAACAAGCCCCUGAUCCUCAAAGACGCUGUGGCGAAGCGCAAACCCAGCAAAGGAGAGGCCACCUGUGUCACAGAGAUGUCCGUCCUGAUGGCCUGUUGGAAGCUGAACAACUUUGUGGAAGGUCUGUGCUCCAGCGAAAUGAACUCCUUUUACACCUGCGUCAAGGCAGCUCAGGCUGCUAUGAAGAAUAAAUCUGAACAGACCAGCCUCCAGGGCGGACGUCUGCCCCCAAAACAAGCCACCAGCCUGCUGAAGAGAUACCCCAACGUGCACACUGAGAUCUAGGAAUGAAACCUUUUCUUGCCCAACCUAUACAAACGUGCAGGUUGAACAAAGACAUUGGGCUAAGUCUUAGAGCUGGAUUUUAUUGUGAUAAGGUGUUUACAGUUGUCAGCUACUGUUUGAAUCAACACUGGGUUACCAUACACAUGUAUUAAAUGUCACAAACUCACUGCAUGACUCCUUUGGUAUGUAAACUUAUCCAAACAUUCACUUUGCUGACUAAUGUUCUGUAUUCACAACACGCUGCGUUUGAUGGUUUAAACUAUAAUGAGACUGUCUCCUGGUGUCCACAUUUGGCUCUGAUCAACGCGUCGCCAUUUAGUCUCAAUCUAAUUUAGCAGAGUGGUCUCAUUCAGUGCACUGAUGUUAUUAGUGGAUGUGAUAGAGUUAUUCUUCUUGGGUUUCAUGGCUCCUGGCUGGAAGCUCAGCGUUAUCACCAAACACUUAAAUGCCUCAUCAUUCCUGUGGACGCUGAGAUUGGUGGUUAACAGAUAUUGAAAUCAACCUGCUGAACAGAUUACCAGUAAGCAACGCUUAGUGUGGUUGAUAUGGAUAUUCCUGAAUAAAUUAAAACUGUUUGUUAUUGA